Messenger RNA from Poecilia latipinna (sailfin molly), 2767 nucleotides. It is a transcript of the gene odf2a, whose product is annotated as outer dense fiber of sperm tails 2a. Gene Ontology annotation, cellular component: centrosome. The record is from RefSeq and is a predicted model, not a curated record. Gene Ontology annotation, biological process: regulation of cilium assembly. The coding region runs from base 229 to 2676 and encodes 815 amino acids. The transcript has 19 exons. Lineage: Eukaryota; Metazoa; Chordata; Actinopteri; Cyprinodontiformes; Poeciliidae.
CAAUGGAGACUGUUGCUAAGGAACGUCAGAAUGCCGACUCUUGCCCAAUCAGCGGUGGUGAGAUAUGUCACGUGUUUCAAACAGCCCAAUCACAGGGAGGCUAGCUGUUGAGCUGUUAUUUAGCUUCUAUCCAACGGACUUUCCGUGUAAAUAUCAGAGUAGAGCUGAUUUCUCCGGAGAGGAUCAGGUUUAUCUGCGGGUUUAAACGGCUGGUCUGUAUUUUGCUUCAUGAACAAAGCCAUGAGGAACCUGUCCGGUUCGCCCCGGGUGCAGGUCCACGUCAGUAAUGCCGAAGCACUCUACCUGCAUGUGAAGAGGACGGGUCCCAGCGAGAAGUCUCAGCGGACGAUGAGCGAGGACAGAUCGCCGCUCCGUCCGUCCGCCAACGUCAAAACGCGGCUUCCAUGGAUUCCUCCAGGAAAGACUUCCUACAAAUGGGAGGGACCGACCCACUGCCUGGAGAUCAAGCCGCCAGAACCGGAACCAGAACCUGAGCUGCGGCUGUCUGACCUCACCUCAGAGGAUGAGCAGCGUCUGCGCGGCCGCAUCAGCCAGUAUGAGAAGAAGAUCGAGAGCCUGAUGAGCGAGGUCAGCUCUCUGAAGACCGAGGUGGAACACCGCAGGAAGGAGCAGGUCCUGGGCCGCAAGUCGGAGCAGCAGGACGUCUCCCAGCGAGUGACCACCAAGCAGGAGGAGGAGCUGGGCGAGGAGAGCAAGGAGCUGCAGGAGUGGAAAAACAGCCAGCUGCGGGAGUCCAUAGGGAGGAUACUGCAGGAGAACAGACAGAGCAGUCCAGAUGCUUUUCCGAAGGAUCCGGAGCUGUUGCUCCAGAAGCUGAGGGAAGCAGAAGCUGACGCUGCUGCAGCCGCUAAGCAGGUUUCUGCUCUGAAGGAACACGUCUGCAAGUUGGGCGACUCGCUCAAAAACAAGCUGAUGUGGUCCGGUCUGGACCAGCAGAAGGAGCUGCUGCUGGGGAAGCUGGAGGCGUUCGAAGUCACCAACCGAGCCCUGCGCCAUCUGCUGCGGGAGCAGCGCGAGUCCCAGAUGCAGUCCGUCGGCCUGUCGGAGCAGAGGAAGGUUCUCCUGAAGUCGCUUGCUGACAUGGAGGCCUGGAACGCCCUGCUGGUUAAGAAGCUUCAGGAGAAGGAAAAGGAGCUUCAUCAACUCUCCACCCAGCUGGACUCUGAGAAGGAGAAUGCGAGGAGGUCGGCGGAUUUGUCCCGGAAUCUGGACGCCACCAGAGCUCGACUGCAUGGUCAGCUGCGGAGCAAAGAGGCCGAGAACAACCGGCUCAUCGUGCAGAUAAAGAAUCUGGAGCGGGCGGCCAAUCAGCAGCUGGCGGAGGCGGACCAGGUGGCGCAGCAGCUGGGCCGGGCCAAGCAGGAGGCACAAGAGGAGCAGGAGGCGCUGAAGCGGGCCAGCCAGGCCCAGAAGAAGCGGGUGGAGCGCUGCGAGGGCACAGCGGGUCAGCUGAGCGCACAGCUGCUGCAGAGGGAGAAGCAGGCCGCUGAGGCUCUGGCUUCAGCUGACGCCUGGCAGCGUCGCCAUGGAGAGGAAGCAGAGGAGAAGGGUCAGCUGGAGGUGGAGCUGAACCUGCUGACCGGCCGGAUAUCGGAGCUGACCGAGCAGCUGCAGGCCGUUCAGGAAAAAGGUCGGCUGGAGAAGCAGGCGCUGCUGGACCGGCUGCAGGCGGUGACAGAGCAGAAAGCCUCUGGCCAGCUGGAGACCAAGAAGCUGAAGGCUGCCGUGUCGGCGGCGGAGGAGAAGCUGAGCCGCACUGAGGCGGAGCUGCAGCAGGUCAGAACCUCCAUGAAGCAGUGUGAGGUUCUGCUGGACAACUACAAGAUCCAGGUGGGGAACACGCGGGCCGAGGCGGAGCAGGCCCGGGCCCAGGUGGCGCAGGCGGAGCGGGACGCCCAGGCCGUCCGGGUGGAGCUGGAGAGGGAGAAGGAGCAGAUCCGGCGGGAGCUGCAGGGCCGGCUGUCGGAGCUGGAGGUUCUGCCGGAGGCUCUGCGGCGCUGCCAGCUGCAGCUGCAGGAGGCGCAGGAUGAGGAGCGCAGCCGCGAGAGGCGCAACCUCGAGCUGAGCGGCAACCUGACGGACCUGCGGCUGAAGGUGGACACCCAGGCGCGCCAAACGGACCUGCUCCGGCAGAAGAACCAGCUGCUGAUGGAGGAGAACCGGCAGCUCCAGCUGAAGGUGGAGUCUCUGGACAGGAAGCUGAGCGACGUCUCCAACCAGAACUCGGACCUUCUGACCGUCAUCUCCAAACGGGAGAAGACCAUCCGCACCAAUCAGCUCUCCCUGGAAGAAAAGACCAGAGAGUGUUCGCUGCUGAGCCGGAGGCUGGAGGAGGCUGUGAACGACGCGCGCCAGCAGAUCUCAGAGACCAGAGAACGUGCAGCCAACAAGGAGCGCUCCACCCAGACCACCAUCAUGGACCUGGAGGAGCAGCUGAGCCGGACCGCCGCGGAGCUGGAGCUGCUGGGCCGCAACAUAGAGGAGGCGGAGAGGCGGUACCAGAGCCGCCUGCAGGACCUCCAGGACCGCCUGGAGCAGUCGGACAGCACCAACCGCAGCCUGCAGAACUACAUCCAGUUCCUCAAAGCGUCCUACGCCAACGUGUUCAGUGAUGGGCUCCUCAGCCGGCCCCGGCGCUCCCCGUCACCUGUCUGAAACACUCCUCAUCACCACGGCAACGGAUACUGGAAACCAAACCAAUCAUCACCACAUCCAUAUUAGAAACAUAAAGUAUGAAUUAUUUUAA